This is a messenger RNA of Lodderomyces oxycetoniae, 1734 nucleotides long. RefSeq lists its product as uncharacterized. Gene Ontology annotation, molecular function: amino acid transmembrane transporter activity. Gene Ontology annotation, biological process: amino acid transmembrane transport. NCBI's taxonomy places the organism in Eukaryota, Fungi, Ascomycota, Pichiomycetes, Serinales, Debaryomycetaceae. The coding region runs from base 1 to 1734 and encodes 577 amino acids. The record is from RefSeq and is a predicted model, not a curated record. Gene Ontology annotation, cellular component: membrane. The transcript has a single exon.
AUGUCAAAGGAAUCAAAACUUGAAGAUAAUUACACAUUAUCGUCACUUCGACUACAAUCUCCAAGCAAACAAGAAAUAAGCACCACUACCACCACGACAAAUGAGCAGCACACUGAAAAUUCUGUAAAAGACUCUUGCGUUGUUUCCUUUUUCAAAUCCUUUCAAAUUGAAAAAAAAGGGUUUGAAAAUGGUGAGAUUGAAGUUUUAACGCCCGAAGAUAACUUACGUCCAUACCAAGUUAAAUUGAUUGCGCUAGCAUCAUGUAUUGGUUCAGGUUUAUUUAUAAGUAGUUCAUCAGUCAUAUCCGAAGCAGGUCCAGGUGGUGCUAUUAUUGGAUAUGUGAUUGUUGCAUUUUUGAUUUUCUUGGUUGUUCAAGCUUUGGGCGAGUUGACAAGCUCCUACCCAGUAAGAGGCAAUUUCCUCAUCUAUAACUCGAGAUUCAUAGACGAGUCAUGGGCUUUUGCAAUGAAUUGGAAUUACUGUUUACAGUGGAUAGUUACUAUCCCCUUGUCUUUGGUUUCCGCUUCUUUAACAAUAGAUUUUUGGGAUAGUCUGAUUAACCCAGCAGCAUGGAUAAGUAUCUUUUGGAUAGUCAUUUGUGUAAUCAAUAUCUUUGGUGUUCGUGGUUAUGGCUAUGCUGAAAGUUUUUUUUCAAUUGUUAAGUUAUUGGCCAUUGUUGGAUUUUGCAUUUUGGCGAUUAUUCUUAUUGCAGGUGGUGGUCAACAAGGGUAUAUCGGUGGUAAAAACUGGCAUCCACCAUUUGUCAAUGGAUUUAAGGGAACUUGUAAUACCCUUGUCAAUGCAGCAUUUAGUUUUUCGGGUACAGAGUUGGCCGCAGUUGCUGCUGCAGAAACAUCAAAUCCUCGAAAAUCAUUAUUGAAAGCAACUAAGCAGAUUUUUUGGAGAAUUGCUCUUUUUUACAUGUUGUCUAUUAUAUUGCUUUGUUUUUUGGUUAGAUACGACGACCCGGGCUUAGCGGGAAAUUCAGAUUCCUCAACUUCCCCCUUUGUUAUUGCCAUUACAAAUGGCGGUAUUAAGGUCCUACCAUCUAUUUUCAAUGUCGUGAUUCUCCUUUCUGUUUUAUCGGUUGCUAAUGCUAGUGUUUUUGCCACUUAUAAACCAUUGGUGGCACUUGCCGAGGCCGGUCAUGGACCAAAGUUUUUGGCGUAUAUGGAUCGCAAGGGGCGACCAAUUUUUUCAAUUUUGAUCGCAUUGGCAUUUGGACUAAUUGGGUUUGUUUGUGCCUCGAAAAGCCAAGUCACCGUUUUUAAUUGGUUGCUCUCUUUGGCUGGAUUGUCUUGUAUUUUCAUUUGGUUUUCCAUAUCCUUGGCUCAAGUGCGUGUCAAUUACGCUUGCAAAGUUCAAGGCGUUCAAUUGGAUCGAGCUUUCAAUGCAAUUGGUGGAGACUAUGGUGCUUAUUGCUCAAUGAUUAUCAACGUUUUGAUCUUGAUGGCUCAAUUUUAUGUCGCAUUAUUUCCAGUCGGAGGCAAACCACCAUUACAAGCAACUACAUUUUUCCAAGCAUAUUUGGCUGCUCCCAUUGUAUUAGUUUUUUAUGUUGGUCAUAAGAUUUGGACUAGAAACUGGAGAUUGUAUAUCAAGGCCGAGGAUAUCGACUUGAUGACUGGAAGAAACCUUGUUGAUGUCGAAAUUACAAAACAGGAAAUCUACGAAGACGAAAUGAACUGGAAACUGAAACCCUUUUGGUACAAGGCUAUUCGUAUCUGGUGUUAA